This is a messenger RNA of Diatraea saccharalis (sugarcane borer), 1315 nucleotides long. The record is from the annotation of a GenBank genome assembly. NCBI's taxonomy places the organism in Eukaryota, Metazoa, Arthropoda, Insecta, Lepidoptera, Crambidae.
AGUAGUUUGAUAGGCGUGGCCGUGAGUGGUUCGCUUAGCGGGCUCCUGUCUGUCACGAUCAAGUUUAAAUUAACAGGAAAUAAACUAUUUUAUGCGAAGUACUAUUUGAACUAUAGAUCGUUAUAUUGAUUUGUUAUUUACGAUUUUAUUACACCUGAAUGAAAGUGUUUUCUGUUUUUGUUACAUAAGUUAACUUGUUUUUAACAUAUUAACACAUUAAGUCAAUAUUAUUUUUAUUUAAUACUGUGUGUUUAUAAGAACAACAAAGUUUUAAAUGUGUUAAAAUUGUUUUGACUUUUGCUUUUAUUAGUAGCCCUUUUAAAAGAGUGAUAACGUGAAUAAUACAAUGGAGCGGUCUGAAUGUCGUGUGUACUCAAGGUUCACUGCGACUAGAAAUGACGGAAGUACCGUGAAACUGAGGAUCCAGGACUUGCCUAUAGAGUGUCAGGAGGCUGUGCUGGAUUUGUUUGUAAAUGUCUAUGCAAAAGAAGAAGCCAUGUAUAAAUCUGUAGGUGCAUGUAACAGUGAAGAAUCAAAAGCAGAACUAAUGCAACUGUUUCAAGAUGUGACUCAAGUUCUUCAACCUCAUGUAACUAUUUGCUGCAUUGAUGACGAUCCUGAUGUUGUAGGACAAAUAGCUGGUGCUUCUAUGAUGUAUAUAGCUGAAGGGAUGACAGAUCUAACGAAAUUUCAGGUUGAGACAAAAGAAUUAAAGAAGCUUUUUGAAAUAGCAGUUAAUGCUUUAUAUUGUUAUGAUAUAACCAAAGACUACAACGUGAAGAAAUAUUACGAAGACCUUGGAAUCGUCGUUCAUCCAGAUUUUAGAAAGCUCGGUAUAGCUAACGAAAUUGUUAAAACAAGGCGGUUGAUUAGCAAGAUCAACAAGGUGCCUUUAGCGGGUGCUUGGAUGACCGCUUGGGGUACGCAAAAGGCUGGCGCCAACGAUAACUGGGAGACAGUCGUGGAACUAGCCUUCGACGAUUUGAGCAAGCGUUUCGGUGUGAUCUUCGAAAAUACACCGCCAACAUGCAAAUAUAUGAUCGCAAAGAUUUCGGAAUAGAUAAUGUUGAGAUUUUUCUCUCUGUUCAUCAAAAUAUGUUUAACCCAGCUUCUUCCAACAUGCUCCAAAGGUUAUCAAGAUCUCUUGUCUUUAGAGGUCGCGAUUUUCUGCCAGAUAUUGCUGGCUAACCGUACAUUUGGCUCAAGAAUUCAUCGUAUCAAGGGUGAUACGAUUACGACAGUAUAUGUGCAAAAAAUUUCUUCCCAUGCUUCUUUGAAUGUUGACUAGUGAUUGGGUAAUAUAUACAUUUUACCU